AUGGCGUCACAAACAGCUAGGGUUACGUUCCGCACAGUAUUGGCCAUUCUUGUUAUACUCAUACUCUUCUAUAUCGGUCGUCCUCUCUACUGGAAAAUUUCGUCGACUGUUCACGACAUCAGCCAAAACAAACAAACCGUCCGUGGAGGCAUUUCGCAGAUAAUCAAUGAAGCUCAGAAAUCAGUGGGUUGGUUUCACGACGAGUCUGAUUCGGGAGUCCACGAAGAUCAUAAGGCAACGGCGGCAACUGCAACUAGGAUUCUUCUCCGUCAGGUUUUAUGA
Molecule: messenger RNA, 282 nt
Organism: Ilex paraguariensis (yerba mate)
Lineage: Eukaryota; Viridiplantae; Streptophyta; Magnoliopsida; Aquifoliales; Aquifoliaceae
Source: the annotation of a GenBank genome assembly